This is a messenger RNA of Phaethon lepturus (White-tailed tropicbird), 1444 nucleotides long. Its product is annotated as thyroid peroxidase-like. Gene Ontology annotation, biological process: response to oxidative stress. Lineage: Eukaryota; Metazoa; Chordata; Aves; Phaethontiformes; Phaethontidae. The annotation marks the transcript as partial. Gene Ontology annotation, molecular function: peroxidase activity; calcium ion binding; heme binding. The transcript is spliced from 10 exons. The record is from RefSeq and is a predicted model, not a curated record.
AUGUGGAGUGAGCCCCUCCUUGACUUCAUGCAGAUGAAUUCAGGCAAGGGCUUCAAAUCUCAGCACACCUCCUGCGAGCUGGAUUACCCCCAUGGAUCGGAAGUGAGCAACAGUGGUAAUCCCUACUCAAGAGGCUUUGGUUUAGCAUUUAUGAUUAUUACUUUAAGGGAUUACGUUCCCAAAAUCAUUGGUCCAGAUGCUUUUAAUCUGUAUAUUGGCCUUUAUACAGGUUAUGAUCCCACAAUGAAUCCUACAGUUUCUAACAUAUUUUCAACAGCUGCUUUUCGUUUUGGUCAUGCAACAAUCCAACCAAUAAUAAGGCGAUUGAAUGCACAGUAUUUAGAUGAUCCAGAACUUCCAAAUCUUCAUUUACAUGAAGCCUUUUUUAGUCCCUGGAGGCUCAUUAAAGAAGGAGGCUUGGAUCCUUUACUGAGGGGUCUUCUAGCACAUUCAGCAAAACUGCAGGUGCAAGACCAGCUACUGAAUGAGGAAUUAACAGAAAAACUGUUUGUGUUGUCCAAUAACGGUUCACUUGAUUUAGCAUCGUUAAAUUUACAGCGUGGCCGUGAUCACGGACUCCCAGGUUAUAAUGACUGGCGAGAGUUCUGUGGCUUACCAAAACUGGAAACGCAAACUGACCUGAAUACAGUAAUAACCAAUCACAAUGUCACUGAAAAAAUCACGGAAUUGUACCAUAAUCCUAGCAAUAUUGAUGUUUGGCUUGGUGGUCUGGUAGAAGACUUUCUUCCAGGUGCUAGAACCGGCCCCCUGUUUGCAUGUAUAAUUGGAAAGCAGAUGAAAGCACUAAGGAAUGGUGACCGAUUUUGGUGGGAAAAUGAUGGUGUUUUCACAGAAGCUCAAAAGCAUGAACUCAAAAAACACUCAUUGUCCCGCGUGAUUUGUGACAAUACAGGAAUUUCUCAAGUGCCAGCAGAUGCCUUUCAACUUGGAAAGUUUCCACAGGAUUUUAAGCAUUGUGACGAUAUACCUGGGAUUAAUUUAGAAGCUUGGCAAGAAUUCUAUCAGGAAGAGGAAAUAUGUGGAACACCAAAGAGUGUGGAAAAUGGUGAUUUUGUAUACUGUGCAGAAUUUGGAAAGUCUACAGUGACUUACUCGUGUCGAUACGGAUUUAGAUUAAAAGGAGAAGAGCAAUUAACCUGCACAAGUGAAGGAUGGAACUUUGAGGCUCCCAUUUGUAUAGAUAUCAAUGAAUGCGAAAAUGAAAUUAAUCCACCAUGCUCUUCUUCUGCUAAAUGCAUUAACACUAAAGGCAGCUACAAAUGUCUCCAUACUGAUACUUACAAGCUGGCAGAAGAUGGAAAAACAUGCAUUGCUUUUCAGCAUGCACAGAAGCUGUAUCGUUUCUUAAGGUUUAGACUCAAGGAUGCAAUUGCAGCUAUUCUUUACAUCAUUACCUCUUUAUCUCCUCGCUGGGAACCUCUAG